AUGAGCAUUUGCUUCGGUACUGACCAUUCCCCCGAGGCCUUAAGAAAGUGGGCAAAGAAGCACGGCAUAUUUCUUCAUCCGGAUGUCGCUUUCCUUGUUCCCACAAAGACGAUGGGGUUUGGCGUAUUUGCCCGCAAGCCGUUGUGCGUAGGUUCCGUGAUUGUCAGUUGCCCAUUUGCAACCUGCAUCUCUCCCUAUACAGAGCAGACCACCUUCGAGUCGCCGUGUGUGAAGGCCCUUGCGGAAAUGCAUCUCACAGACAAUGUCCUUUUUGUCGUUUUGCGACUUAUGGCGGAAGCUGUGCGUCCUUCGUCGCCGUGGAUGCCCUGGCUGAGGGCCUGCCCACGCAUGCCGGACCAUUUUUUUGACACGACUCUAGCCGGGCCUGUGUUCGGUCUGACGGCGGGCGCGGACACCGGAGAGGCGCCGGUGGCGGCUGCCCCGUUGUCAUGGACAGGACCCUCACAGCAACUGCGUGAGGUAGACGUGGCGGCACGGUGGGAUGCCGCACAGGAGGUAAUACGGCGUUAUCCGGAGCACUGGCCACAGAAACGCGCGACGUUUGAGCUUUUUUGUGAGUGUCUGGCGCAGGUCUUCUCUCGCAAUUUUCACCGCGAGGAGAUUGCGGGGCGCGAGGGGCCUUACCUUCUUCCCUGCCUGGACAUCAUCAACCACUCCGCCACGGCAAACGCGAGGUUUGAGAUCCGCGGCGGGGGCCGCAAACACCCCAUGGAGUUUUGCGUCGUCGCGGCCCGUGAGCUGUGCCGCGGGGAGCAGGUGUUUUGCUCGUAUGGGCGAAUUGGCGCGUCCAGGUUCGCGGUGGAGUUUCAGUUUGUCACGGAGUCCAUUGCACGGGAAGACAUGCUGCGCUUUUCUGUUGACGUCAUCGCGGAGAUGACGUCAGCCCUCACCUCGCUUGGCGUGGAACCCUCUGCCGCCACCGUGGCGGACUCGGGAGCGAUCCGGCGACGCAUCGAGUGGCUGCAGCGCCUCGGCAUCCUGUGCGACGAAGGGUUUUACGUCUCGCGCCUGCCCCCCGCUGGAGAACUCCGGGGCGACAAGAUGCCUGCAGCCGCUGCGAAGGAAAUCCAAACCCUAUUUAACGUGUUCUACCUCAUGACCGUGGGGGCGUCGAAAUUUGAUAACUUAACCCACGCGAUCAACCGUGAGUGGCGGGCGGAGCGGACGCCAGAGCUGGUGGCGCUGGUGUUGAGGGUGCUUGGCAUGCGGGCGGAGGCGGCAAAUGCGCAGUUGGCCGCCGCGGAACUGCACCUGGCGGAGGCUCCACAUCAUGCACGCAGAAACUUGCUGCGGCUGUCGUUGAACUCCGAGCUGGAGAUGGUUCAACUUCUUCAGAAGUACGUGGGCGAGCCUCACUAG
Molecule: messenger RNA, 1380 nt
Organism: Trypanosoma conorhini
Lineage: Eukaryota; Euglenozoa; Kinetoplastea; Trypanosomatida; Trypanosomatidae
Exons: 1
Coding region: 1-1380 (459 amino acids)
Biological process (GO): peptidyl-lysine monomethylation
Molecular function (GO): protein-lysine N-methyltransferase activity; protein binding
Source: RefSeq, a predicted model, not a curated record